Molecule: messenger RNA, 640 nt
Organism: Trichoderma asperellum CBS 433.97
Lineage: Eukaryota; Fungi; Ascomycota; Sordariomycetes; Hypocreales; Hypocreaceae
Source: RefSeq, a predicted model, not a curated record
UUUUUUUUUUUUUUUUUUUUUUUUUUUUUUUAACUUUUUUCUUUUCUUUUGCAUCACCGUGGGAUAUCUCUCUCAGAAUAUAGCGGAGUCAGGGCUGGUGGAGUCGGAAUAUGGGAAACGGACACGUCCUUUUAUCUCCCUUGCGUUUGAUAUAAGAUUACUACUUCUCUCAACGUCUCGCCGACCAUACAACGGCUAGACAGGGGAACUGUUUACAACAACGCUAUGGCGAAGCUUAUACCAAAUUACGAUGCAAUGCACCCUUCAUCUAGAUUCUUCAGUAUGAAGAAAAACACGAUAUAGAGGCUCUAAGUACUUCUGGUACCUUAUAAUACUAGGGGCUUAUGGGAAGGACGACUGGGGCGUUUGGAGAGGGCGUUUUUUUUUUACCCAAUGGAUUGUUUGGAUUGUUCGUUCGGUGUGGUCCGAUGUUCGACCACUGGGAUCUGGAAAAAAAGUUGGAUUUUUGUUUGAACGGGGGAUCUGAAGGGUUAUAUAUGAGAUUUACGCAUCCAUAUGAGGCUGAGGUGGCUGUUGUCCUUUUUUUUUUUUUUUUCCUUCCAUUCACUUUUGCAUAUUACUUGAUAGUCUUGUAAUAGAGUGUAAAUGUGACGUUGAUUACUCUGCUACUUGUGUGUGC